Messenger RNA from Haliotis rufescens (red abalone), 1373 nucleotides. RefSeq lists its product as uncharacterized. The record is from RefSeq and is a predicted model, not a curated record. Lineage: Eukaryota; Metazoa; Mollusca; Gastropoda; Lepetellida; Haliotidae. The transcript is spliced from 3 exons. The coding region runs from base 1 to 681 and encodes 226 amino acids.
AUGUAUAUUUGGGGGGGGAAAUCAGUCUGCACAGUUUACGGGGAUAGCUACGAUGGUUACGUCGACGUUGGCGUUGGCGGAUGCAACCUCAUCUCUGUAACGGCGUCAACUGCUGAAGACUGCUGGAAGACAUGUACCUCACAGACGGGGAUGCUGUGCAAGAACGUUGAGUACUACGGAGCAUCUGGGUCCUGUAUUUUGUGUGAUAAAGCCUGGUUUGAACUCAGCUCAGGAAGUCGGCUGUAUUCAGAUCCAGGAUGGACGACCUACUUCAGAAACUGCGGAGACUCAACCAAAUUACUCGGGCAUCUCUGCGGCAGUAACACAAAUUGCUCAGCAUCUAAUUUCAUCUGUAGAAGUGGAACCUGCGUGUGUGAUAUUGGCUACUCUUUCAAAUCUGACACCAACGAAUGUGUGCAAUUAUGCUCUACGUACGGUAACACCUACGUCGGUCAUAAAGACGUUGGCGUGGAAAACUGCAACACUGUUUCUACGACCACGACUACGGCUCAGGCAUGUUGGGAGAGAUGCACGACCGAAGCUGGACUUUGCAAGAGCGCGGAGUACCACCGUAGUGAUGGAACUUGCCAUAUGUGUGACCAAGCAUGGUUUGACCUGAGCCCUGGGAGCAGGCUGUAUGUUGACAAUGGCAGGACCAUCUAUUUUAGAAACUGUGCCUAAAACCUUUGGUGUUUAGUGAUGUAUGCCUUGCCUAUUUUCCACAAAUUUGGCAUUUUCUCCUGAAACCCUCAACAUAUACAUAUACAUGUAUAUUUUUUGCGUUUGUGUGUGCAUGGUCCCAUGAGAUUUGGUUGGCUCAUAAUAGCAUGGCGUGGAUAGCAUGACUGGGGUUGUCAUGGUUUGCAUGAGUAGGGUUGACGUGGAUAGCAUGGCUGGAGUUUUCAUGGCUAGUAUGGCUGGGGUUGACGUGGAUAGCAUGACUGGGGUUCUCAUGGCUAGUAUGGCUGAGGUUGACGUGGAUAGCAUGACUGGGGUUGUCAUGGUUUGCAUGAUUGGGGUUGACGUGGAUAGCAUGGCUAGGGUUCUCAUGGCUAGUAUGACUGGGGUUGACGUGGAUAGCAUGGCUGGGGUUGACGUGGCUAGUAUGGCUGGGCUUGUCAUGGUAUGCAUGAUUAGGCUUGUCCUGGUAUGCAUGAUUGGGCUUGUCAUGGUAUGUAUGAUUGGGCUUGUCAUGGUAUGCAUGAUUUGGGCUGACGUGGAUAGCAUUACUGGGGUUGUCAUGGUUAGCAUGAAUGGGGUUGACGUGGAUAGCAUGAUUGGGUUCUCAUGGCUAGCAUGGCUGGGGUUCUCAUUGCUAGUAUGGCUGGGGUUGUCGUGGUAUGCAUGAUUGGGCUUGUCAUGGUAUGCAUUAU